AUGGAGGCAGACACCCCGAAAACACAAAAGUCCUCCUAUGCUGCAGCUCUGUCUCAGGGGUCCCCGAUCCCCUUUGCCAUUGCUGACCUGCCCUCCCCUUUUUUAGAAGAUGGUUUGACUUCUAUUCGCAUCUCCGAGGAACCAUUUCUUCGCGGUCUUGUGAGAUGCAAGACCAACUUGAUUGGUCGAGCUUCUUCCCCAGUCAAGACUCCAGACCUUGUACAACAAUUGAAGCUACUAUGGUCGGGCCUUGAUCCCUGGACUGUGGCACCUCUAGGCAGGGGUUUUUUCAUGCUCCAGUUCAAUAACUUGGUUGACAUGCAGCGCGUUUGGUCGUCGGGGACUGUACGACUUAAUCCUGGCAUGCUCCGUUUGAUUAAAUGGUCACCUGAGUUCUCGCCAUCUACAUACACAAAUUCCUUCGCACAGGUCUGGGUGCGCUUUUGGGAUUUAGGGUUUGCCUACUGGGAUCAACAAACUCUUUUUGAAAUUGCAUCUGGUAUUGGUACUCCCCUUAAACUUGACCCUCGUACCAUGAACCGCACCGUGGGCUUGUUUGCCAGAAUUCUUGUGGAUGUAGACUUCUCGCAGCCUCCUCUUGACAAGCUCAUAAUCACUAGGGCCAAUGGUGAGGUUGUGGUGAUUGGAGUCGAAUAUGAGUCUGUACCUGACAUCUGCACCAGGUGUGGGAUAGUUGGUCAUGUCGCUGGUACUUGCCGCUCUAUGGCAUCGGUCGACCCAGUGGCUGCUAUCCCAAACGAGCGGGGAAGGUCAACAGAGCGUUCUGACCUGAAGAGAAGGAGGAACAAUCGACCACGCAAGUCACAACACAACUCAAAGCAUGGGGAUGCAAUUAGGAGACCAGUCAGAGCCAGACAACCUGAUGUUUCGCCACGGCCGGCAACCACAACUGCAAACUUAAGGCACGACGUGGAUGAUACGAUGGCUUCACCUGUUUUGAAUAAUGUCGAGAUUUUCCCAGCAGCUCCAUCUAUCACUGCAAUUCCAGCUUUCACUGCUACUCCAGUUUUGGAUGAGCCGGUGAUGCCUGCUGUGCCGGUGCAACACUCUGAUUCAAGUGAUAGCGUCCCGCCUGGAUUUACUCGGAUGGAAACGGAAUUUGAUCUCCAACCUGCUAGCUCUACGUCGACUCCCGUGGUUUCUUCAGUUGCUCCACCAAUUAUUAUGGCAGACUACAAUCAAAGUGACUACCAGAUGGGAGUUAGAACUGACCUUUUGGAGGAAGGUGAUUUCACUCCAGUCCUACACAAGAAGUCGAAGAAAUUGCUGAAGCAAAAUGAGAAAGCAAAAAUGAAAAUAAUCUCCCAUAAACCUGUGGGACGUGCUCUCCUUCGUAAGGGAGCUAGUCUCAAGCGUUUCUGA
This is a messenger RNA of Rosa chinensis, 1383 nucleotides long. RefSeq lists its product as uncharacterized. The record is from RefSeq and is a predicted model, not a curated record. The transcript has a single exon. Bases 1 to 1383 code for a protein of 460 amino acids. NCBI's taxonomy places the organism in Eukaryota, Viridiplantae, Streptophyta, Magnoliopsida, Rosales, Rosaceae.